This is a messenger RNA of Penicillium nucicola, 1368 nucleotides long. RefSeq lists its product as uncharacterized. Lineage: Eukaryota; Fungi; Ascomycota; Eurotiomycetes; Eurotiales; Aspergillaceae. The coding region runs from base 1 to 1368 and encodes 455 amino acids. Gene Ontology annotation, molecular function: amino acid transmembrane transporter activity. Gene Ontology annotation, biological process: amino acid transmembrane transport. The transcript has 2 exons. Gene Ontology annotation, cellular component: vacuolar membrane. The record is from RefSeq and is a predicted model, not a curated record.
AUGGAGGUUACACCCGCACCUCCUGCCUAUGAGCAGGACAAGAUUGCUGAGAGGUAUGACCAGCCUCAGUUUGAAGAGGAGGGUCAGCUCAAGGGCGAGGUCCACGAUGCCUUUGGUAACGAGGAGUACGCCGAGAUCAAGUAUAAAACCUUGAAGUGGUGGCAAUGCGGUCUGCUCAUGAUUUGUGAGUCAGUGUCGCUGGGUGUGUUGUCACUGCCCGCUGCUGUCGCUACCCUGGGUCUGGUCCCGGGUGUUAUUUUGAUUGUUGGACUGGGUCUUCUUGCUACAUACACUGGCUACAACAUUGGCCUAUUCCGUGAACGGUACCCUCAUAUCCAGAACCUCGGCGACGCCGGCGAGAUUCUGCUGGGCAGAGUCGGCCGCGAAGUCUUUGGUAUUGGCCAAUUCCUCUUCUGCAUCUUCGUCAUGGGUAGUCACAUCCUCACUUUCCGUGUCAUGAUGAACACCAUCACCAGCCACGGCACCUGCUCGAUCGUCUUCUCUGUCGUUGGCAUGGUCCUCUCCCUUGCUCUCUCCAUCCCUCGUACCAUGAAGGGUAUGACUUGGAUCUCCUUCGCCUCCUUCAUCAGUAUUUUCUCCGCCGUCAUGAUCACCAUGAUCUCCGUGGGUGUUGAAAGCCACCCUGGCCGCGUCAUUCAGGCCACCGUCGAAAAUGAUCUCUACACUGCCUUCCAGGCCGUGUCCAACAUCGUCUUCGCCUACUGUGCCCACGUCGCCUUCUUCGGUUUGAUCGCCGAAAUGGAGUCUCCCCAAGACUUCAAGAAGUCCCUCUUCAUGCUCCAGGGCUUCGAAAUCUCCCUCUACUUGACUGCCGCCGUCGUGAUCUACUUCUACAUCGGCACAGACGUGCACUCCCCUGCCCUGACCUCCGCCGGACCCUUGAUGAGCAAGAUCGCCUACGGUAUCGCCAUCCCAACCAUCGUCGGUGCGGGUGUUGUCAACGGCCACAUUGGACUGAAGUACAUCUACUUCCGUCUCGGCGCCAAGUCCGGUUUGAUUCACCAGAACAACUGGCGUGCCAUCGGCCUCUGGAUCGGCCUCGGAGUCUCUUGCUGGAUCGUUGCAUGGAUCAUCGCCGAGGCCAUCCCCGUUUUCAGUGACUUGAACGGUCUCAUCAGUGCCCUCUUCGCUUCUUGGUUCUCCUACGGUCUGUCCGGUAUCUACUGGCUGCACUUGAACAAGGGUCAAUGGUUCUCUUCGCCUCGCAAGAUCUUAAUGACCAUUCUGAACGUUGCUAUCGCUCUGUUCGGUCUGAUUCUCUGCGUUCUUGGCCUUUACGCCUCUGGCACUGCUAUCCAUAAUGAUACCAGUAAUGCCAGUUUCACCUGUGCUAACACUGACACCUAA